Molecule: messenger RNA, 864 nt
Organism: Yamadazyma jaroonii
Lineage: Eukaryota; Fungi; Ascomycota; Pichiomycetes; Serinales; Debaryomycetaceae
Source: the annotation of a GenBank genome assembly
AUGGUUAAAGUAGCGUUUCUAGGACCAAGAGGUACUUAUACUCAUCAAGCAGUUAUUCAAGAGUUUGGUGAAGAUAUAGAGAUCUAUCCACAACCAACUAUUGAUCAAUGUUUUGAAAUAUUGAAUUCAGGAGAUGUAGAUUAUUCUAUUGUCCCAUUUGAAAAUUCAACUAAUGGUCAAGUUAUAUUCACUUAUGAUUUAAUUAGAGAUUGGUAUUUCCAAAAUAAUGAACCAAAAUUUAAGAUUGUUGGUGAACAAUUUGUUUCUAUUCAUCAUAAUUUAUUAUCUAAAGAGUUAGAUAUCAAUAAUAUCACUAAAAUUUAUUCACAUCCACAAGUUUGGGGUCAAGUAUCGAGUUUUUUAAAAUCUCUUGAUAAAAAAGUCAUCAAGUUAGAUACUAAUUCCACUUCUAAAGCUGCUGAGAUUGUUAGUUUAUCAAAUGAAGAGAAUAUUGCAUGUAUUUCAUCAUCAAUGUGUUCAAGGUUAUAUAAUUUACCUAUAAUACAACAUAAUAUUGAAGAUAAUAAAUAUAAUACCACUAGAUUUUUGAUCUUAGGGAAUGAAUGUUUGGAACAAGAACCUUCACCAGCUAAAAAUUAUAUCACAUCAAUUAUAUUCACCAUGAAAGAAGAUCAUGAUCGGAAAUCAGGUUCAUUGUGUUCAAUUUUAAUGGAAUUUCAAAAACAUAAUAUCAAUUUAAUAACUAUUAAUUCUCGACCAUCAAAGCAAAGAAAUUGGCAUUAUGCAUUCUUUGUUGAAAUUGAAGGACAUAUGAAAGAUGAAAAACUUAAUGAAGUAUUAAAGGAAUUAAAAGAAAGAUGUGAAGAAUUAGUAACAUUAGGAAGUUUUGAAAGAAGACACUAA